Klebsormidium nitens is the source of this 936-nucleotide messenger RNA. The record is from the annotation of a GenBank genome assembly. Lineage: Eukaryota; Viridiplantae; Streptophyta; Klebsormidiophyceae; Klebsormidiales; Klebsormidiaceae.
AUGCAGUCGGCGGACAAGCCGCCGUCUCCCUGUCCGGAAUCCACGAGCGGAAGUGCGGCUGUCUUUCUACCGGCGCCAGGGCCCGGCUUGAAAUCUGAACAAGUGCUCUUUGUUGGCUCGUCGAAUGAGAGCGAUUUUGAGACUCUCUUUCCCACAGCUUGGUCCCGCAUAGCCUCCGCACUUCCCAGUGCAAGAAGGAUGCCGUACAAGCCGACAGUCGAGCAGACUUCAAACUGGGUUUCAAGCCUCUGCAAAGAGUGCGCUGUCUGCGCCGAAGAGAAGCCGAUUGCCGAUUUUGAACGGCCCACAACUCUCUGUUCCCACGCUCUGAUAAUCUGCAGGCGAUGUGUUCAGAGAAGUCUCGUCGUGGCGGUGAUUGAAAACGGACACGUGGUGCUCGCCACUUACGAACAUCUGUCGUCUCAGCGCGCGCUUGAAGCGGACCCCGGAUUCCGGUGGUGCCCCCGGAACGGAUGCGGAAACGGUCAACUCGUAGACGACAUUGAAGGGAGCCGCUUCUGGACUUGCUCUGAAUGCAAAUGCAAGAUCUGCAUACGUCACCGGAGCCUUUUCCACGACGGACUGACGUGCGACGACUUCGACAAACUAGCCACGUGGAAGGGGAGAUGGCUCAGAGUGGCGGCGAGAGCGUUCCGCCCGUUCCGGUGGCGGCGGGCUCAGCGGCUUCCGGCGGGCGAGGAGGGGGCGGCAAUUGACGCCGAAGAGCGAAGAGCGCGCGAGCUGGCCGCGCGGAAGCGCGAGGAAGCCGCAAGCCUCGCGGCGCUCAGGAAACUGCGCGUUAAGAGGUGCCCAAAAUGUGGGCAGGGGCUGCAGAAAACCGGCGGGUGUGAUCAUUUCAUAUGCGCAUCACCUGCCGGCUGCCAGGCGCAGUUUAACUGGAGUGGGGCGGACUGGGCCGGAGGUCGAUCGGCGUGA